AAAGGCAACAUGCCCCGGAUGUAGAUCAUCUGUUCUGGGCAGGAGGAUUCGUUCGGUUCACGUGUAGCAGGUCUGGUUUUAUGUUUCUAAAAGUUAAUUUUAGACAUUUCCUUUGAGGGCAUAUAUCGCUAUCGACCGACCAAAUGUUCACAAGCAGAAAGAGAAACUGUCCAUUGAGAGAGACUGUCAAUAAACAGUGUUUGGUGUCCAACGUUAGCGUUAGCGGGCUAACCGUUAACCGCUAACAGUUAUUAGCUAAUGUUAGUAUUAGAAGAUAUAGCAGUAUUAGCAGUAGUGGCAUCCACCAAGUGCAGCUGAUGAGGUUUCCUGAUGUCUGCUCAGUCAUCCAGGAUGAGACUUCUAAACUGGACUAAACCCAACAAGGACCUGUUGAAGGAUUACAAAUAAGCAGAUCUAUGAGAUUGUUUUGUGGGAAAGUGUGUGUUUUGAAAUUAUUUAAUUUGAUGUAAACAUGUCAGACAUUUGGAUUAAUUUAUCUCAUGAUGAAACUGCACCGAAAAAAGCUCCAGCAGGCAAGGUAAACAGGAAAAAAGAGUGGCUGCGUAGAAAGAGGCACAACCGUGGAGCAAAGGGGUACAGGGAAGGUAAACAAAAGAACAACCAGUAUAGGCAAGACUUCAGACAGAGCCAAACACCACUUCAGAAUGGUGCGUCCAUUAAAUGCCCACCAGCUUCCACUUCCACACAAAGCAAAAGUUUAUCGUAUCUGGCCAGUGCACACAGUAGUUCCAUGCCUCCAUGUGGAGAAAAACCAAAGGAGCCCCUGAAAUCAUCAGCCAGCAGCCCUGGUUCCUCAGUAUCAAGCACCUGUAAGCCCAUCACCAUGUCAUCAGGGAACCCUUCUAAGUAUGUCGCUAUUGACUGUGAGAUGGUUGGCACGGGACCAAAGAGCCUCAGUGAGCUUGCACGCUGCAGUAUAGUUUCCUAUGAAGGAGAUGUGAUUUACGAUAAGUUUAUCAAGCCCUCUGCACGAGUCACAGACUAUCGCACUCGAUGGAGCGGCAUCCGACGCCGUGACCUCGUCAAUGCCAUGCCAUUCACCAAGGCCAGGAUGGAGAUACUGUCGCUGAUUAAGGGUAAGGUGGUGGUUGGCCAUGCCAUCCACAAUGACUUCAAGGUGAUUGGUUACUGUCAUCCCCCCGAGCUGACCAGGGACACUUCUCGAAUUCCUCUCCUGAACCAGAUGGCCGGCAUUGAAGGGAAUAAGUGCACUUCACUGAAGACGCUCACGAAGGCCAUUUUCAACCGUGACAUUCAGAUUGGGAACAAAGGCCACUCCUCUGUGGAGGAUGCUAGAGCCACUAUGGAGCUUUACAAAGUGGUGGAACAUGAGUGGGAGACGCAACUUGCUGCUAACUCAACGGCCAUGUUGGGGUAAAACACUUGAUAUGGCGGGCAUGCAGUUUGGACAGCGGAAUUUAACUGUCCCAUUGUUGUGUGAAUAACAAAACCAGGAGAACUGCAAUUGCUCAUUCAACAAACCGGAUAACCUUCUACCAGCUGCCUGAAUUUAAAUAAAACUGUACUGUUGUCAGUGGAGGGGAAGAAUGUGAAUAUCUGUUGGAGCUGAAACUUCUUCUACAUCAAUUUAAGCUUGAUUUGUACUACUGGAUGAAAUCUAUGCCUUACCAUUACAUCUGUAUCGUCCCAGAAGUUUAUCUAGAUUGGUCCAUUUGAUAGUAAAAUAUGUGAGUAACACAAUGAUAUUGUUUCAUUGAAACAAUGUGUUGUAUCUGGCUUUCUCUAAAAAGCUAACACAGUUGCCAGUUUUCAGCCAGUGUUUUUUUUUAAACCAUGAAAGUCUGUAUACAGACAGAUAUAUUAUCGACCUAAAGAAGCCUACAUUGAAAUAUAUGGUAGCACUGCAGCAGAAAUAUUGGUAGAAGUAUAACUACCAAGGCUUUUAAAUUAAGUUUAAUCAGAUGUAAGAAGUAAUUCUGUACAUGCUUGUAAAUGAUUGCACAAGUAAAUUCCAGGAGGAGUCUGCUCAUUGCUGGGACUUUCUAGAAGGACGUUGGUGUUGGUAUAGAGGCAGGUGUUUUUGAAGACACUUCUCUUUUCUGUUUCAGUAAAGAUGAGUGUUUUAUAUGUAUUUGCUGCAAAUCCAACAAGAUGUGCUCAGUGUCAUCCUUAAUGGAAGAGUAAUGAAGUCGCAUUUGUCCAAACUCCAAAAGUAAACAUGCAAAAGCUGCAAUGGCCAUUAUGGUCCUGCAGAGAUUCAGUGCAGGACUAUAAAUCAAGCUUUAAUUGCAGUAGUUACAUUUUGUGUCAGGGUUUUACACUGUGUUCAAAUGGUGCUCAUGCCACUUGGGGGCAGUCAUGUCUUUGCUGGAACAUUAUUAUGUGAUGUAAACAGUUUCUAGCUUUUCACAUGUUUUUUGUUUUUUUGUUGUUUUUUUACUAAAUCAGCACUGGGCUGUAGUAGGACCGCAUUUUAUCAAGAGUCAUGUAAACACUGCAAAUAAAUGGUCUCAUAUUCUUACCAUGUGAACGCCAGUGAAAAAGAAAGUGAGCCCUGACUAAAAGAGCGUUAGUCAAACAUCUAAUUUUAUUCAGGACCAUAGAACAAAGACUUAACCCGUGAGUCAUCUGUGUAGACUUUAUUAAUAUGUUUUAAGGACCGAAUUGUUAAUAUCACAGACAUCUAUAAAGCGUGCAUUGUUAAAUUUAUUGGAGUUAGUUAUCAUUAAAAAACACAAAAAUCAAGAAUUGAUCAACUUCAUUCCCAUUCCCCAAAAUACUUCUGUUUAGACUUCAGGGUCCACACUGCUAGCCACUGGUUUGAUCUUCCAUUUCUCCUGUUACAGGAGUGGUCUGAGUGCCCAGUUAAUCAUCUUCCCUCUUUCAACUUCUUUUCCACCAAGUUCAAGAAACAUAAGUGGUGACUUUCUGAAUUUGUGCAAUUUCCUAUGCAAUGUCUGUUGGAAUAUGUUAUUCACUCUACUGUCAUCCUGAUUUUAAAAUCUAUAAAUCAUUACAGCAGUAAUUUUGUGGCGUUACUGUAAUUGGGUGUAAAGAAACCAACAAAACUGAGAUAACGUUCAAAUACUUAUGUGCACAAAACACCGUUUAACUUUUCAGUUUGAAACACUUCUCGCUUUUUUUUUCCACAUUAGUUUUUUAAUGUGGAAAAAAAACAAGUAACGGUGCCAUCUGUGGCCAUUUGAGGUAGUGAAAGAUGUCUUUGUAGUGCCCGUUUGCAUCAGUGUGUAGAAACUUCAUAAGUGGCAGCACAUAAAGAGCCCCAAAUAUGACCAUGAAGCUAGUGAGUCUGUGAAUGCAGAUUUCCUGUCCCAGUGAAUUCCUGGCCUAUUUAAAUUAAAGGUUAAAAUUGCUUCCCAAA
Messenger RNA from Haplochromis burtoni (Burton's mouthbrooder), 3364 nucleotides. RefSeq names its product interferon stimulated exonuclease gene 20-like 2 (gene isg20l2). Gene Ontology annotation, molecular function: nucleic acid binding; exonuclease activity. The transcript is spliced from 4 exons. Gene Ontology annotation, cellular component: nucleus. Bases 473 to 1399 code for a protein of 308 amino acids. The record is from RefSeq and is a predicted model, not a curated record. NCBI's taxonomy places the organism in Eukaryota, Metazoa, Chordata, Actinopteri, Cichliformes, Cichlidae.